Molecule: messenger RNA, 2075 nt
Organism: Magnolia sinica
Lineage: Eukaryota; Viridiplantae; Streptophyta; Magnoliopsida; Magnoliales; Magnoliaceae
Product: cytochrome P450 84A1-like
Exons: 2
Coding region: 26-1600 (524 amino acids)
Biological process (GO): lignin biosynthetic process
Molecular function (GO): monooxygenase activity; heme binding; iron ion binding
Source: RefSeq, a predicted model, not a curated record
AAGAAAGUGAGGGAUAGAAAAGAAGAUGGAUUUUUAUUCUCCUCUGCUACUGGGACAGCAACAACAACAGCAACCUUUUGCAAUGCAUCUCUUAUUCUUCUUUCUUGCAUUGCUUUUACUCUUCCAGCUACUGCUACAAUUCAAGAACCGUCACUUCCCGCCCGGUCCGCGUCGCCUGCCGAUCAUCGGGAACAUGCUGAUGAUGGAUCAGCUGACUCACAGGGGCCUCGCCAAGCUUUCUGAGCACUACGGUGGCCUUGUCUAUCUCCGUCUCGGCUUCCUCCGGACUGUCAUUGUCUCCACCCCAGAGAUGGCUCGACAGGUCUUGCAAGUGCAAGACAACCUUUUCUCCAACCGACCCACCACCAUUGCCAUCCGAUACCUCACCUACGGCCGUUCCGACCUUGUUUUUGCCCACUAUGGGCACUUCUGGCGCCAGAUGCGCAAGCUCUGUGUCAUGAAGAUCUUCAGCCGCAAGCGCGCUGAGUCAUGGGUGUCAGUCCGGGAUGAGGUCGAGUUAACCCUUCGAACUGUCGCCAAUGGGUCCGGCUCAGCUGUUAACAUUGGCGAGCAAGUGUUCUCCCUUGGCCAGAACAUCACCUGCCGAGCAGCAUUUGGAACUUAUUCCCACAAGGGCCAGGAUGAGUUAGUAUCCAUCAUGCAAGAGUUCUCUAAGCUCAUGGGAGCCUUCAAUGUUGCGGAUUUCAUCCCUUGCAUUGGUUGGUUUGACCCACAGGGAUUUAAUAAGAGACUCGCCAAGGCUCGGCAAGCGUUCGACUGUUUCAUCAAUGACAUUAUUGAUGAUCACAUUGAGAAGAGGAUGAACAAAGCAGGCAAUGGAGAGGAAAAAGAUACCAACAUGGUCGAUGAUCUCCUCGCAUUUAUCGGUGAUGGCGAUGAAAACUGUGGUGGCAAGCCUGACGAUCUUCAAGGUUCCUUAAAGCUCACAAGAGAUAACAUCAAAGCCAUUAUAAUGGAUGUGAUGUUCGGCGGCACCGAAACUGUGGCAUCGGCCAUCGAGUGGGCCCUGGCAGAGUUGAUGAAGCAUCCAAAUGAGCUGAGGAAGGUACAGGACGAGCUCACUACGGUGGUGGGAUUGGAUCGCAAGGUGCACGAGAGCGACCUCCAUAAGUUGGCCUACCUAAAAUGCACAGUGAAGGAGACACUGCGCCUCCACCCGCCCGUCCCUCUCCUUCUCCAUGAAACCACCAUGGACUGCAAGCUCUUCGGCUACUCUAUCCCAGCCCGCACACGAGUGAUCAUCAACACAUGGGCCUUAGGGAGGGACAAGACUGCUUGGGAGGACGUAGAGGCAUUCAUACCCUCUAGGUUCACUGGAGAAGGCGGUGUUGACUUCAAAGGGAAUCACUUCGAGCUCAUACCGUUUGGGUCCGGGAGGCGUUCUUGCCCCGGCAUGCAGCUGGGCAUCUAUGCCUUGGAGCUGGCUUUGGCCCAGCUUCUCCACUGCUUUACUUGGACGCUGCCUGAUGGUGUGAAACCAUCAGAGCUAGACAUGAGUGACGUUUUCGGCCUUACAGCACCCAAGGCCAUCCGCCUUGUCGCAGUCCCUACUCUCCGUCUCAGCUGCCCACUCUUCUAAUGAUUCAAGCAUACUUCUUGCCCUAAUAAGCCUCACUUGCUUAGAUGGUCUGAUGAUUGAUUGUCCAUGAUCUAGAAGUUAUUCUUACAUGGGCCAUGAAAGUGACAAAAAUUGAUGGGCUCAAAUCAUCAGAUCAUCUCAUCAUGUGGACCCCAAUGUUUCCUCACAUAGGUAAAACGACCUCAUUAUGUUUUGUAAACGUGAAUAACGACCGCUCAAUCUAAGUUGAGUUUGGAAGACCAUUAUUUGUAAGUUAGUUCGUAAGAAUGAUGAUAACAGUGAAUAUUCCCCCCAUGUGGAUUCUCCACAGUGGGAACUUCUAAUGGUGGGGCACACAUGAGGACUAUAGUUCUAAAAUUCGUUGAGUCGACUCAAAACUUGGCUAACUCAACUUGACUUAAUGGGAUUUCAAGCCAAAGUUUAUGUUAUUGCAAUUAUAGAUUUAUGAUUUCUGUAAAAUAAUUUUUUUUAAAAA